Messenger RNA from Panonychus citri (citrus red mite), 1096 nucleotides. RefSeq lists its product as uncharacterized. NCBI's taxonomy places the organism in Eukaryota, Metazoa, Arthropoda, Arachnida, Trombidiformes, Tetranychidae. Gene Ontology annotation, biological process: regulation of synaptic transmission, cholinergic; sleep; positive regulation of voltage-gated potassium channel activity. The record is from RefSeq and is a predicted model, not a curated record. The coding region runs from base 88 to 570 and encodes 160 amino acids. The transcript is spliced from 4 exons.
UUCUACCUUGAUAAUCAGCAGGUUAACCUGGAAAAAGAUUUCUAAUUGUUAAAUAUAUACAAUAAAAUUAAUGCAACUAUAAGCUUCAUGGGUCUUCCAAGAUUAAAUUACUUAAAUAAUGUUUACAAUUGGUCUAAUUAUGCCAUUACCAUCUCGAUCAUCAUCAUCUCCACCAUCUUCCUUAAUCAAUUACAAUUAGCCUAUGGUAUUAGCUGUUUUAGCUGCUCAAGUCGUAACUUAACUCAUUCACCUUGUCAUGACCCCUUUCACCCGGCAAAUGUCACCUACAUUCAACAUUGUAAGAUCGGAAAGGAAAGACACAUUGGUCAAUUUCCGGCAAGUUUUUGUGUCAAAGUGAAAGGACGAAGUGGUGCAACUAAUGAGGAAUUGGUAAUUCGUACUUGUUCAAUUGAAAACAUGGAUAAUCAAUGUGGUACAUUUAAAUUUAAUCGCGAAACUUUGGCCGGUUGUAUAUUAACCUGUUCGACUGAUGGUUGUAAUAACUCAUCAAAUCUUAAAUUAUCUUUUUGGACAAUUACCAUUCUUCCAAUUCUAUGGUCACUUACAUAAUUUAUUUAUCUAAAUAUUUAAUUAACUAAUUGCAAUCAUUUAUUUCAAAUGAUUUACCUUUUUGCUUCUUCUUCACCUUAACACAAUUUCCACAUUUGGAAAAUGGAUUCUGACAAUUGAUUAAUUAUCGGAAACUUAUAACGAACAUGAUGAAACAAUUUACCUUUAAUUGUGGAUAAAGUGAAGGAGCAAUAGUUAUUAAACUAAUUAAAUGGAACCAAAAAAGUCAACAAUUAAUCAAAUGCAAUUUAAAAUGCCUGAUUAAAUAAUUGACCAUCUCUAACUAACAACAAAAACAAUUAAGAAAACCAUGUAAACAAUUAUAAAUAUUACCAAUUGAAGAAAAAUAUUUAAUUGUUACUAAAAUUGUUUCAAUCAUCUUUUACAGAGUUUAAUUAACAAUUAAUUAAUCCUGUAAUACGAUUGUAAUUUGUUAAUUCAAUAGGUUAGUUAAUUGUAACAAAAAAAACCAAAACAAAGCAAAAACCAAAUGAGCAAACUAUUAAUUAAAUAACAUUACUGCUAA